AUGCCCCCGCCAACGCAAUGUAACGCCCUCGGCUCCGCGGCACGUCGUCGGCUGCAUUCAGUUCGCACGACUCCUCAAGUACGCAGGCGACCCAAUGCCUUCUUCUCCCCUUCUUCAUCCCGAAGCCGGGCCUUUACUCAGAAGCCGUCACUCCUCCUUGUCUCGAGACCUUCUGUGAGACCCCAACUGCCCUUCCUCCACCCUCUUGCGCACGCCCAGUCAGUAGCCGGAGCUUCGAAUAUUGGCCGCUUCAUUUCCACCGAGACCAAAGUGCGAUGGUGGACCCAGACCAAAGGCGCCUUGCGUAUAGCCACUGUGUUUUGGUCGGUGGUAGCCUUGCUGAGCGUUGUAGCUGCAGGCUUGCGCCAGACCAAGAUCGAGAAUGACAACCCUACUCCGCGUGAAUGGAGUUUCUGGUCAAGAUGGCACCUGCGGUCUGCCCACUGGUAUGCCGACGAGGAAGAGGCCAAAGCCGCAAGAGUCAUUACAGAUUGGAAUGCGGUCGGUUGGUAUUUUCGGAAGUUACUCGAGAGAUUGGAGGAUGAAAAACUGGAUGGCAAGAAUCUGUUGCAGGGAGAAACCCUGGUUGAAGGCAUCGGUCGGACGGGACUGGACAUCAGUAUGAAGAGCGAACCCUGGCGACGCGGUUAUUUUCAGGCUUUGAUGGGCGCUGGACGGGUCGCAGAACAUCUAGAAGGCAUGGCCCGAAAGAAAGGUGAUGAGAGAGGCCCGCUGUACUCGUGGGAGACCAUUCCAGGGCCGAGUAAUCCAAGACCCAGGCCGCCGCCCUGGGACAGGAAACGAAAAAACCAGACAGUUCCCAACGAAGAUGAAUGCGAAGAUGCAUUCCCGGAGCCGGAGGUCUAUUAUAUGAAGAUCUUGACCACCAAAGGCUUCGAUAAUGGUCAGAGGUUGGACGCCGCCCUCGCAUAUGCCGACUGGUGCGACUUCAAGGGUCUCUCGGGUACGGCUGGGAAUAUGUACGAUUGGGCUUUGGACAUCGCUGUCUCAGGCUUACCCUCGACCGCCGGCAAUGUGAUUGACAUCAAGACUGGGGUCAUUAACAAUGGCAAAGACGAAUUCGUUACGCAGAAUCUUUUUAGAGCAACCACUGCUCUGGCGGUUCACCAUGCUCGGUCUGGCAACGUGAUGGACGCUCUGCCCAUCUUUCUGAGCGUACUUCGAGCGAGAAAGAGUCUCCCUCCCGCAACCAUGCCAUCUAGCACACUGGGCAAAUCAACGCACGGAAGCUCUGAUGUUGGUGCAUACAUUGAAGGGAUCAAGAACGUCUUCUUUGACACACCAUACCCGCCACCACCGCCAUCGGGCGAUACUCGACCUUCUCAUACGUUGAAGGAAGCUUGUGAAGAGGUCGGGCUAAUGAUAUAUAUUGGAGAGAUCCUCUUCGCAACCAGUGCUAGCGAGCGUGAGAAGGGCCUGAGCUGGACAAGAGACAGUGUGGAAGCGGCCGAGGCAGUGAUGUGGGUUAUGGAUGAACAAGAGCAGAAUACAGGCCGCGAAAGAUGUAGAGAGUGUCUGCAGACUGGGCUCAGCAACUGGAAAGACAUGACUGCUCAGAUGAGCAGGCUAGCGGCGCAACGGAAGCAAGAAGCUGAGAACUCUGCUGGAUUUCUAGGUACAGGGCUAGGGAAAGCGUCUGCCGUGGAAAAAGCUCGCAAGGAGGUUGAGCGAUGGCGAGAGGAACAGUCGCAGAUCGAGCUUCGGAAGCAGAAGACCGUCUCACUGACCGCACCGCGGCAGACGCCAAACGGGUGGAUGGGCAUUUGA
Messenger RNA from Cyphellophora europaea CBS 101466, 1788 nucleotides. RefSeq lists its product as uncharacterized. The transcript has a single exon. The record is from RefSeq and is a predicted model, not a curated record. The coding region runs from base 1 to 1788 and encodes 595 amino acids. Lineage: Eukaryota; Fungi; Ascomycota; Eurotiomycetes; Chaetothyriales; Cyphellophoraceae.